Rhizophagus irregularis DAOM 181602=DAOM 197198 is the source of this 1678-nucleotide messenger RNA. RefSeq lists its product as uncharacterized. The record is from RefSeq and is a predicted model, not a curated record. NCBI's taxonomy places the organism in Eukaryota, Fungi, Glomeromycota, Glomeromycetes, Glomerales, Glomeraceae.
AAAUCAUAAGCUUUUUUCUUUUUACCUUUUUUUCUUUCUUCAUUAAAUUUCAUUAAUGAUGACUAUUGAAAAAUUAUCGCGUAUCGGUAUUGGAAUGUACCGUAUGUGUUUAGGAAAUAAAUUAAAUGAAAAUGCUCUAUUUAAAGCUUUAAGAAGGGAAACUGAUAUAAAUGUGAUUGACACUUCGACCAAUUAUUGCGAUGGAGAAAGUGAAAGUUUAGUUGGAAAAGUUUUAACGAGUUCUAAUGAUAAACUUUUAUCACGUUCUGAGAUAUGUCUUGCAACUAAAUAUGGGUAUAUUCAAGGAAAUAAUAUGACUUUGUAUCGGAAUGGUUCAUUUAAAAAUAUUCCAGAUGAACAUAUCGUACGUUAUUCUCCUAAUUGUUUCCAUUGCAUCCAUCCAGAAUUUAUGAGGGAUCAAUUAACCCGCAGCUUACAUCGUAUGCAAACGAGUUAUGUUGAUAUCUUGUUCAUUCAUAAUCCAGAAUAUUUUCUUAUGGAUAAAAUUAAAUCUUCAAAUGAAAAUGUGAAAGGAUAUCAAAAUCAAAUGUUGGAUAGAAUCAGUCAAUCAUUUGAAGCGAUGGAAGAAGCAAUUCACAAGGGACAGAUAUUAUCUUAUGGUAUUAGCUCCAACAGUUUUUCUUUAGCUGAAGAUGAUAAACACUUUUUGCCUUUUUAUGAUUUAAUCGAUCGUGCAAAGGAAGCUUCAAAACGCGUAAGAAAAACCGAAAAUCAUGGAUUUGCUGCUGUACAGAUGCCAGCCAAUUUAUUGGAAACAUACGGGUUAAAAACCGCUGCAAAAUGGGCAAAACAAAACGGAUUAAAAGUGUUUAUUAAUAGACCUCUUAAUGCUUUUAAUUCAGAUGGUGCCUUUCGUUUGGCAAGUUAUCCUAAAGCAAAUUAUGAAACUAUUAAAUCCUCCACAGUAUCUUAUCUCGAAACGUUAAGCCAAGGAAGGGAGUCAAAUUCAAUUCAUUCUAUUCUAGAUUUGGUUAAACAGAUGAAUAAUAGGCUUCCUCUUAUUAAAAAUGUAUUUGAAUGGGAAAAUUAUCGUAUAGCAGUUUAUUCUUCUAUUAGACAGUUUCGAGAAGAUAUCGACAUUGAUACGGUAUUAAGGCCAUUUUUGGAUGCUUUUGAAGCCGAAGUAAGAUACCGUGGAUCACAAGCUGUUAGGAAUUAUUUGAUUGAAAAACUUCAUAUUGAAGAAUUGAAAGAUGAAAAUAAGAGUAUUGAACAAGUUGCUAUGAAAUUUUUAUUUAAUAGCGGUGUUGUAGAUGUGGUAUUGAUGGGAAUGACUCGUGAAAAGUAUGUUGAUUUUGCAAAAGAAAUGAUUAAACAUUAAAUGACGGUUGUAAUUGUGGACUUGUAGUAUUUGGUUAUUGUUGUUAUUGUUGUUUUAAGUUUUUAAGUUGCCUUUUUAAAUUUGUUGCGCGCGUAAUGACCAACAGCACUUUUAAAUAUUUUCAUAAUUGUAUUUUGAGAGUAUCUCCAUUAUUAUUAGACGAUAGUAUAUAUGACGAAAUUAAAAAAUUAUCUUGUUGUACUUUUAUAUUGACGAUUACCUUAAUUGUGCACUUUUAUAUUUGACGAUUACACUUUUAUACGACGAUUACCUUAAUUAUGCACUUUUAUAUUCGACGAAAUUGAUUAAUAAUGUUACUUUCAUCUUAUUAAAAAU